Lachancea dasiensis is the source of this 1368-nucleotide messenger RNA. Lineage: Eukaryota; Fungi; Ascomycota; Saccharomycetes; Saccharomycetales; Saccharomycetaceae. The record is from the annotation of a GenBank genome assembly.
AUGAAGUUUGUUGCCAUUCCAUAUCAACCAGAUGCGGAUUUUGUGCAGAAGGGCCAAAAAAAUGAGGUUCCGAGGCCCCAUUUUCCAAGUUUUUCCAGAAUCAACGAGGAGCUUAUAAAGCCGGAGGAUAUACCGCUCAACAGGAGAUGCUUCGUUUACACACCCUGCGCUGCAAAUGAACUGUUCAAGACAUUGAAAUAUGCGACAAGCGAGUACCCCUUCGAGAAGGCUGGUUUCAAUUACAUGGAUAGGGCAGAUGAUUUGGCCGUAGCGGAGAAUAGGAACGACAUGGUCGGUGUCCAAGAGCCAUUGGGCUGGAGAACCGCGAGAUGCGACGCCUGUAUCAAGGAGGGGACAGCGUACUGGGAACUUGAAGUUUUAAAAGACGGUGGUCUUGAGAUUCCGCCUGGGGGUUCUGUCAAAUCGUUGAAGGAUAAACUUAACAGCGUGCCUCACGUUAGAUUUGGUGUGUCAAGGCGGGAAGCUUCUUUAGAAUGUCCUGUGGGAUUUGACAUCUACGGAUACGGUGUUCGAAACUUCAGUAUGGAGUCUAUUCACGACGGGAAACUGGCCCAGGUUUUACCGACGGGCCACAUCAAGGCCGGAGAUCGUCUGAGUUUUGUUCUCCACCUGCCAACUGUACAGGAGCAGAUUUCUCAGGCACAGAGCUUUACUGAAGCAAAGCUCAAUGCUUUGUCAUCGUAUGCGGAAAGCACCACGGAGGGCCCGGUCAAGAAAAGAGCCAAAAAACUGGGUCGCGAAUUUCAAAAAGAUCUCUUAAGAGAUCAAGACUAUACCAAUGUGAUCAGAGACCAGAUUGCAAUCCGCUAUAAGAACCAGCUGUUUUUUGAAGCCACAGAUUACGUCAAGACCACAAAACCGGAAUAUUAUACUUCGGAUAAACGAGAACGUCACGAAUUCUACUCGCUGCGUGACUCAUACCUCAAGGUUUAUUUGAAUGGAAAGGAGCUAGGCUCCGCUUUUGAGAACCUGAAGCCCUUUUUACCACCAUUCAGCGAGUUGAAGUAUAAUGAAAAGCUAUACUUCAACCAUUGGAGAAACGAGAUUAGUACUGGUGUAGCCACCGAAAACAUAGGGGCCGGUCACGAUGAGCGACAGACAAGCAGCAUCUUGAGAAACAAAUACGUCAAUAAUGGCAGAUUGGGCUAUUAUCCCACAGUCAGUUGCUUUAAUGGGGGAAGUGCAAAGAUAAUUACAAGUCAAGACGAUUUGAAAUACUGGGAUACCAUAAGAUGCCAGUUUCCCGAAAUCAAAACUAUCGACGAUAUCCUACAGGAGCAGAUAGCUGAUGAUAUAGUCUGGGAUAUUAUAGAUGAAGUUGAGGCUGAGAUUGUGAGUGACGACUGA